Molecule: messenger RNA, 2118 nt
Organism: Limanda limanda (common dab)
Lineage: Eukaryota; Metazoa; Chordata; Actinopteri; Pleuronectiformes; Pleuronectidae
Gene: slc7a6
Product: solute carrier family 7 member 6
Exons: 9
Coding region: 1-1479 (492 amino acids)
Biological process (GO): amino acid transmembrane transport
Cellular component (GO): membrane
Molecular function (GO): L-amino acid transmembrane transporter activity
Source: RefSeq, a predicted model, not a curated record
AUGGCCGACCAUGAGGAAUCCACGAGGAUGAAUGGCCAAUCCUCCAAUGUUGUGGAGGCCCCCCAAGAGAGCAUGCAGCUGAAGAAGGAGAUCUCGCUGCUCAACGGUGUCAGCCUUAUCGUGGGAAACAUGAUCGGCUCUGGAAUCUUCGUCUCCCCAAAGGGCGUGCUGAUCUACAGCGCUUCAUACGGGCUGUCCCUGGUCAUCUGGGUGAUCGGAGGGCUGUUUUCUGUCGUGGGGGCCCUCUGCUACGCCGAGCUGGGCACCACCAUCACCAAAUCAGGAGCAUCCUAUGCAUACAUCCUGGAGUCCUUUGGCGGCUUUCUGGCGUUUAUUCGCUUGUGGACAUCUUUGUUGAUCAUUGAGCCCACCAGUCAGGCGGUCAUCGCCAUAACGUUUGCAAACUACCUGGUGCAGCCGCUCUUCCCGACAUGUGAGCCACCGUACGUAGGGUCCAGGCUCCUCGCUGCAGCGUGCGUGUGCCUACUGACAUUCGUCAACUCUGCCUAUGUGAAGUGGGGAACCCGCGUUCAAGACGUCUUCACCUACGCCAAGGUGGCGGCCCUCAUCGUCAUCAUCGCCACCGGCAUCGUCAAGCUGUGCCAGGGUUACACAUCCAACUUUGAGUCCUCCUUUCAGGGAUCCUCUACAGAUCCCGGGAACAUUGCACUGGCGCUCUACUCCGCCCUCUUCUCAUACUCGGGCUGGGACACCCUCAACUUUGUUACAGAGGAGAUCAAAAACCCAGAAAGGAACCUGCCAUUAGCGAUCGCCAUCUCGAUGCCCAUUGUCACCAUCAUCUACAUCCUCACCAAUGUGGCCUACUAUGCUGUUCUGGAUGUUAGUGCUAUACUGGCGAGUGACGCAGUGGCAGUGACAUUUGCAGAUAACACACUGGGUGUGAUGAGCUGGAUCAUCCCCAUCGCUGUGGCUCUGUCCUGCUAUGGAGGCCUCAACGCCUCCAUUAUCGCCGCAUCCAGGUUGUUCUUUGUGGGCUCCCGUGAGGGCCACCUUCCAAAUACUCUGUCCAUGAUCCACAUCCAGAGAUUCACUCCGAUCCCUGCUCUCAUCUUCAAUUGUGUCAUGUCACUGAUCUACCUGACAGUGGAGGACGUCUUCCAACUCAUCAACUACUACAGCUUCAGCUACUGGUUCUUCAUGGGUCUGUCCAUCGCCGGGCAGCUCUACCUCCGCUGGAAGGAGCCCGACAGACCCAGACCUCUCAAGCUGUCUAUAUUGUUCCCGGUGGUGUUCUGUAUGUGUGCCAUCUUCCUGGUGGCCGUGCCUCUUUACAGCGACACCGUCAACUCUCUGAUCGGCAUCGCCAUUGCCCUGUCAGGAAUCCCUGUCUACUUCAUGGGAGUCUACUUACCGGAGUCCAAGCGUCCACCUAUCAUCACCAAGCUGCUGCGUUCUGUGACUCACCUCACCCAGCGCACCUGCUACUGCGUGCUCACAGAGAGCGACAAAGGUGAAUAGCACCCAGUGGGUUUCAAAACUUUACCCAGCAGCCUCGGCUGCCUCAGAGCUGACAGUCACCAGAGGGAACUGGCCAGGGAUUCUGCUGUGGAAAAAGGAUUUAUGACUACCAUUUAUUAUUGCUUCAGACUGUGCACCACUCUGAGGCUCUCCGAUUUCACUGACUAGUUUACAACACUGAAAAUGCUGCCACAGAUGCACAUGAUCACUCACAGUUUUAUUUCUUGGAAUUCAAGGACCUGCAAGGAUUUCAACGCUCAGUCCACACAGUUCUCUGUGUCGUAUUUCAUGUUGUGAGUACUGUCACACACAGUUUGAUUUCUUCAUCACACUAUUUGAUGACGUAUAGUGACUUUCGUUAUGAUUAUCUGUCCUAUUGGUUUACAGGUAAUAGUUAUACAAAUGCCUUGUGCCUGUGAGAUUUUACAGGUCUGUGCACACGACCACAGCAACCUCAUAAGUAGAUUCUAUUUAAUGGAUUUAGAUCGUUGUAAUUGAAAGAUAUUGUGAGAGGUAUAUGUGAUUGUUCUCGCCUGAGGAUUUAAGUACUGUUAACCGUCUGUCCACUUUCUGAAUGAACUAAGGCAGGGGUGUCCAAACUUUUUAUCCCGAGGGCCACAUUCUGAAAAAAAUACGAAG